AUGAGUGAAGAAGUGAAAGAGAACAAUCAUCAAUCUGAGAAGCUUGUGAGACCUACUCCACGUUUAAACGAAAGGAUUCUCUCAUCUUUAUCUAGAAGAUCGGUUGCUGCUCAUCCAUGGCACGAUCUUGAAAUCGGACCUGGAGCUCCAGUGAUUUUCAAUGUGGUUAUUGAGAUCUCAAAGGGAAGCAAAGUCAAGUAUGAACUUGACAAAAAAACAGGACUCAUCAAGGUUGAUCGGAUUCUCUACUCCUCGGUUGUGUAUCCUCAUAACUACGGUUUCAUUCCUCGCACAUUAUGCGAAGACAAUGAUCCUUUGGAUGUAUUAGUCAUCAUGCAGGAGCCUGUUCUUCCAGGUUGUUUUCUGCGGGCUCGAGCUAUUGGACUAAUGCCUAUGAUUGACCAAGGUGAAAAAGAUGAUAAGAUCAUUGCGGUUUGUGUUGAUGAUCCUGAGUAUAAGCAUUACACUGACAUCAAAGAACUACCACCUCAUCGUCUCUCUGAAAUCCGCCGAUUCUUCGAAGAUUACAAGAAGAAUGAGAACAAGGAAGUUGCAGUGAAUGAUUUUCUACCUCAUGAACCUGCUUGUGAAGCCAUUCAAUACUCAAUGGACCUUUAUGCUGAGUACAUUCUUCACAGCCUGAGGAGAUAA
Molecule: messenger RNA, 651 nt
Organism: Arabis nemorensis
Lineage: Eukaryota; Viridiplantae; Streptophyta; Magnoliopsida; Brassicales; Brassicaceae
Source: the annotation of a GenBank genome assembly